CCAAUUCUCUCCCACUUCCAUUCAUUUUUCCAGUUUCAGUAAUCGCUUCUUACAAACUCUGUUUUUCUCGUUUAGUUUGUGAUUAGAAAUAUGAAGUGUUUUUUCUUCAAUAAAAAAUCAAAAUCAGACCUAAAUUUAAACAUUAGAAAGAAGAAAAAUCAAGGGCCUAAUAUCGCGCAUUCAUCGCCAAGGAGUAUAAAAGAAUUGUGCAAAGAGAGGGAACACAAUUUCAGAGAUUUUACUUUGCAAGAGCUCGUGGAUGCAACAAAUGGUUUCAAUAAGGUGUUGAAGAUAGGAGAGGGGGGUUUUGGGAAAGUAUAUAGAGGAACAAUUACUCAUGAAAAUGGAAUAGGUAACCCAAUUACGGACACGGUUGCCAUAAAAAAACUCAACACACUUGGCUUUCAGGGGCAUAAGGAAUGGCUAGCAGAAGUUCAAUUUCUCAGCAUUGUGAAUCACCCGAAUUUGGUUAAGCUUUUGGGGUACUGUUCUGUAGACGAUGAAAGAGGAAUCAAGCGGUUGUUAGUGUAUGAGUUCAUGUCUAAUAGAAGUCUAGAUGAUCACCUUUUCAGUCGUUCUUUACCUCCUUUGCCUUGGAAAAUCAGAUUGCAAAUCAUGCUUGGGGCUGCUCAAGGGUUACAAUAUCUACAUGAAGGAAUGGAGAUUCAGGUGAUAUACCGAGAUUUCAAACCUUCAAAUGUGUUGUUGGACAAGCAAUUCCAUCCCAAACUCUCAGAUUUUGGUCUUGCUAGGGAGGGCCCAACAGGUGAUCAGACUCAUGUCUCUACUGCAGUAGUAGGGACAAGGGGUUAUGCAGCACCAGAGUAUAUUGAAACAGGUCAUCUAAAAUCAAAGAGUGACGUUUGGAGUUUUGGUGUGGUACUGUAUGAGAUCCUCACAGGAAGAAGAGUAUUGGAAAGACGUCUUCCAAAAGUGGAACAAAAGCUUAUAGAUUGGGUUAAAAACUAUCCUGCUAACAGUAGAAGAUUCAACAUGAUAAUGGACCCUCGACUCACAAACAAAUAUUCUCUUGAUGCAGCUAGAAAAAUUGCCAAGUUGGCUGAUAGUUGUUUAAAAAAAAAUGCUGAAGAGAGGCCAUCAAUGAGUCAGAUAGUGGAAAGCUUGAAAAAAGCAUUGCAAUGUUCAUAAACCUUAACAAUUGUUUGAAUUAUUUAAUUCCCUUGUCAUAAGAUGGUUCAAAAUGUUGCAUUGAUAAUUUUAUUAAUCAUAGAUUGGUUCCAAGAUAAAUUGAUGAGGCUUCAAAUGUAGUUUGCAAAGCUGUUUUGAGUAUUGGAUUCACAAAUAACGUCCCUAUAACUUGCUGUUCAUGCCAAUUACAGUCAAUGAGCAAUAGCUAAAAAGCUUGGAUUUGGAUUUGCUGCAAUCAGUCAGCAACCCACCCAUUCAGCACAUCAUAGGUGUGAAUCAAGAUCAAAUGGCUCAAUUCUUAAGCUUGAUAGUUCAGUUUUAAAAAUAAAA
Cicer arietinum (chickpea) is the source of this 1479-nucleotide messenger RNA. RefSeq names its product probable serine/threonine-protein kinase PBL19. Gene Ontology annotation, molecular function: protein kinase activity; ATP binding. The record is from RefSeq and is a predicted model, not a curated record. Gene Ontology annotation, biological process: protein phosphorylation. NCBI's taxonomy places the organism in Eukaryota, Viridiplantae, Streptophyta, Magnoliopsida, Fabales, Fabaceae.